AUGUGUGGUAUUCUUGGUAUAGCAUUAGCUGAUCAGAACGCCUCUGUGGCACCAGAACUAUGCGAUGGUUGCAUUUUUUUGCAGCAUAGAGGCCAAGACGCAGCUGGUAUCGCCACCUGUGGUUCCCGUGGUAGAAUCUACCAGUGCAAAGGGAAUGGUAUGGCCAGAGAUGUUUUCACUCAGCAACGUGUUUCGGGCUUGGUUGGGUCUAUGGGUAUUGCACACCUAAGGUAUCCAACUGCUGGCUCUUCUGCAAACUCCGAAGCCCAACCUUUUUAUGUGAAUAGUCCAUAUGGUAUUAACCUUGCCCACAAUGGUAACUUGGUCAACACUGUUUCUUUGAAGAGAUAUAUGGAUGAAGAUGUACACAGACAUAUCAACACCGACAGUGACUCAGAACUACUAUUGAACAUAUUUGCCUCUGAACUUGAGAAGCAUAACAAGUACAGAGUCAACAAUGAAGAUGUGUUUCAUGCUCUAGAAGGUGUAUACAGACUAUGUCGUGGUGGUUAUGCUUGUGUGGGACUGUUAGCUGGUUUUGCUUUGUUUGGUUUCAGAGACCCUAAUGGUAUUAGACCACUAUUGUUUGGUGAGCGUGUCAACGAGAAUGGGGAUAAGGAUUACAUGCUUGCAUCUGAGAGUGUUGUAUUAAACGCCCAUGGAUUCACCAAGUUUGUGGAUGUGAAACCUGGUCAGGCAGUCAUCAUUCCAAAGGAUCCAAAGGAAGGUGGCCUUCCAGAGUUUAGGCAGGUUGUCCCUAUGAACUCAUACAGACCGGACUUAUUUGAAUAUGUUUACUUCGCAAGACCGGAUAGCAUUCUUGAUGGUAUUUCUGUGUAUCAUACAAGACUAGAAAUGGGUGUUAAACUAGCUGAAAACAUUAAGAAGCAGGUUGGUGUUGAGGAUAUCGAUGUCGUCAUUCCAGUCCCAGAUACCGCUAGAACAACUGCUCUGCAAUGUGCGAAUGCACUUAAUAGACCGUACAGAGAUGGAUUUAUAAAGAAUAGAUACGUUGGCAGAACAUUCAUUAUGCCAAAUCAAAAAGAAAGAGUCUCAUCAGUUAGAAGGAAAUUGAAUCCAAUGGACUCUGAAUUCAGAGACAAGAAUGUUUUAAUUGUUGAUGAUUCCAUUGUCAGAGGAACAACAUCUAGAGAAAUAGUUAACAUGGCCAAAGAGUCUGGUGCCAAGAAGGUGUAUUUUGCCUCAGCUGCUCCUGCCAUCAGAUACAACCACAUUUAUGGAAUUGAUUUGACUGACACAAAGAAUCUAAUUGCAUUUAAUAAAUCAGAGGAAGAAGUCGCUGAAGCAAUUGGUUGUGAUAAAGUCAUUUAUCAAUCAUUGGAGGAUUUAAUUGAAUGCUGCAGAACGGAACAAAUCCAAAACUUUGAGGUUGGUGUGUUCACAGGUAACUAUGUUACUGGUGUAGAAGAUGGUUAUUUGAUUGAGUUGGAACGUGUUAGAGCGGAAAAUGCAGAAUGUAAGGCCGAUGUAAAGCCUGAAAGUGAUGUUGGACUCUACAACUGUGCUGACUACUCAUCAUAA
This is a messenger RNA of Nakaseomyces glabratus, 1542 nucleotides long. It is a transcript of the gene ADE4, whose product is annotated as amidophosphoribosyltransferase. The record is from RefSeq and is a predicted model, not a curated record. Gene Ontology annotation, biological process: purine nucleobase biosynthetic process; purine nucleotide biosynthetic process. Gene Ontology annotation, cellular component: cytoplasm. NCBI's taxonomy places the organism in Eukaryota, Fungi, Ascomycota, Saccharomycetes, Saccharomycetales, Saccharomycetaceae. Gene Ontology annotation, molecular function: amidophosphoribosyltransferase activity.